Molecule: messenger RNA, 5133 nt
Organism: Labrus bergylta (ballan wrasse)
Lineage: Eukaryota; Metazoa; Chordata; Actinopteri; Labriformes; Labridae
Gene: ercc6
Product: excision repair cross-complementation group 6
Biological process (GO): transcription-coupled nucleotide-excision repair
Cellular component (GO): nucleus
Molecular function (GO): ATP binding; ATP-dependent chromatin remodeler activity
Source: RefSeq, a predicted model, not a curated record
AGUUUUGACACAAGCCCGACCGGUGAUGUUGUGUAACUGCACGUUUUCAUCAACAUGCCUGUAGAGGGUUCAGAGGACCAGGCGUCCUCGUCUCUCUCCAGCCCCGUCAGUGCUGCUCACACCCCGGGAGGGACCGAGGAGGAUGGGGCAGUCUGCUCUUUCCCGGAAAACAGCCAGGGCUCUGAGGCUUCUGCAGCUUACCCUGCCAACACUGGACCUGAUGAGGGCAACAGCGGUAAGAGGUCUGGAGCCUUGCUGCAGAUCGACCGGCAGCGUAUCCAAGCAGCGUCGGCCAGUUCUGGGGCCGAUGAACUCCAGGGUCUUGGUGUGGCUGUGUACGACCAGGAUGUCCUCGAGCAAGGUGUCAUGCAGCAGGUGGACGAGGCGAUCCACGAGGCUAACCAGGCGGCUGCUAAAGCGGAGGCUGAGAAGGAAUAUCAGUCAGUUCUGGAUGAUGUCAGGUCUGUAACUCUGUCACUGAGACAAAUCAACAAGAUCAUCGAGCAACUUUCUCCUUAUGCUGCCUCCAGCAAAGAUAUCAGUCGGAAGAUUGAAUCUGUUAAACGACAGAAAGAAAAUAAGGAGAAACAGCUAAAGAAAGUCAGAGCCAAACAGAAGAGACUUCAGGCCAUUCUGGGAGGAGAAGACGCCCAAAGAGUAGAAGCUGAGCUCUUGGCUGAGGAUGAAGAAGAGGAAGAAGCCGGCCCGUCUACACUGGGCAGCAUGCUCAUGCCCGUUCAAGAAACCGAAUGGGAGGAGCUUAUCCGAAAAGGUCACAUGACUCCUUUUGGCACGCGUAUCCCGCAGAAGGAAGUUAAAAAGGAGCCUCGAAAAGUGAUGCUUGCGGAGAACUCGGCCUUUGACCAGUACUUGACGGACCAGGCCAAGAUGGCCACCGAGAGGAAGAAAGUUCCUGUUUUAAAGAAGAGAAGGAAGAGCUCAGGACUCAGCCCUGAUGGGGAUCACAGGGGCAAAACCAAAACAACUACCGGUGUCUCCUCUUCUAAGGAUAAAAAAAUGAGAAAGCGCAUUCAAAAGCUUCAGAUAACUGCUCUGAAGGCUCAUCCCAAAGCUCGGCCUAAGGUUGAGCCACAGCUCCCUAAACCGAAGAGGAAGCGUCGCAUCGAGGGAGAGGAGACUGACAGCGAGGGGUCCGAGUACCUGCCCAGUGAUGAAUACAUAGAUCCUGACCGAGAGGAGAGAGACGCCAUGGAGGAGGGCUUUGGGGAGGAUGAUGAAGAAGAGUACGAGUUAAAACCAUACAAGAGGAAAACUGAACGCAAAGGGAGGAAGAAAGUAAAGAAGAAAGAAGAGAGUGAGGAAGAAUACUGCCCUGAGAGUGAGGAAGAAAAGGAGGAUGGCAAGAGUAAAAACAACAAGAAAUGCAAAGAUGAUGGAGAUGUGGAGUACUACAGACAACGAAUAAGGAGAUGGAGGCGACAGCGUCUCAUAGAUAGGGAGUCGAAGAGAGAAAGAGGGGAGGAGCUCUCCGAUGACAGCGAUGAAGAGUUCGACGAAGGCUUCAAAGUGCCAGGUUUCCUGUGGAAAAAACUUUUCAAGUACCAGCAGACAGGUGUGCGCUGGAUGUGGGAACUCCACUGUCAGCAGGCCGGCGGCAUCCUGGGAGACGAGAUGGGGCUGGGUAAAACCAUCCAGGUCAUCUGCUUUCUCGCUGGUCUGAGCUACAGCAAACUGAGGACUAGAGGGUCCAACUACAGGUAUGUUGGUCUGGGUCCGACGGUCAUCGUGUGCCCUGCUACAGUCAUGCACCAAUGGGUAAAAGAGUUCCACACCUGGUGGCCUCCUUUCAGAGUCGCCGUUCUACAUGAAACCGGCUCAUUCACCAGCAACAAGGAAAAGCUUAUACCAGAAAUAGCAGCAUGUCAUGGUAUCCUGAUAACUUCAUAUUCGGCUGUGAGGAAUAUGCAAGAGAGCUUGCAGCGCUACGAUUGGCACUACAUUAUUCUGGAUGAAGGCCAUAAGAUCAGGAAUCCAAAUGCUGGAGUCACCACCGCCUGCAAACAGUUUCGGACUCCGCACAGGUUCAUCCUGUCAGGCUCUCCCAUGCAAAACAAUUUGAAGGAGCUGUGGUCUCUGUUUGACUUUGUCUUCCCCGGUAAACUGGGGGCGUUACCCGUCUUCAUGGAGCAGUUCUCUGUGCCAAUCACCAUGGGAGGAUACAGCAAUGCCUCACCUGUACAGGUUCAGACUGCGUUUAAGUGCGCGAGCGUGCUGAGGGACACCAUAAAUCCUUACCUGCUCCGGAGAAUGAAAGCAGACGUCAAAGCCAACCUCUCCUUACCUGACAAAAACGAGCAGGUUCUGUUUUGUAGAUUAACAGAGGAUCAGAGGCAGGUGUAUCAGAGUUUCCUGGAUUCCAAAGAGGUCUACCAGAUCCUAAACGGGGACAUGAUGGUAUUCUCCGGUUUGAUAGCGCUGAGAAAGAUCUGUAACCACCCGGACCUUUUCUCUGGGGGACCCCGCAUGUUGAGGGGAAUCCCAGAGGACCAGCUGACCGAGGAGGAACACUUCGGCUACUGGAAACGCUCGGGAAAGCUGAUGGUGGUGGAGUCACUGCUGCGUCUCUGGUUCAAACAGGGCCACAGAGUCCUGCUCUUCACUCAGUCCAGACAGAUGUUGGAAAUCUUGGAGGUUUUUGUGAGGGAGAAUAGCUACACGUACCUAAAAAUGGACGGCACCACCCCUAUAGCUACCCGACAGCCCCUCAUCGCUCGCUACAACGAGGACAAAUCCAUUUUUAUCUUCUUGUUGACCACUAAAGUCGGAGGUCUGGGAGUCAAUCUGACUGGAGCCAACAGAGUCAUCCUCUACGACCCAGACUGGAACCCCAGCACGGACACACAGGCACGUGAGCGGGCGUGGAGGAUCGGGCAGACGCAGCAGGUGACCAUCUACAGACUUCUGACCGCCGGGACCAUCGAGGAGAAAAUCUAUCACAGGCAAAUCUUUAAACAGUUUCUGACCAACCGGGUUCUGAAGGAUCCCAAACAAAGACGCUUCUUCAAGUCUAACGAUAUCUAUGAGCUCUUCACGCUGACUGACCCAGAUGGAGCUCAGGGAACAGAGACCAGUGCCAUAUUUGCAGGUACUGGCUCUGAUGUCAAAGCACCCAAGAAACCCGAGAGGCCGAGGUCCUCACACAAUGUGAGACACGGCAGCUCCGGGCUUAAACACUCCUCAGCAGACCAGAAUGAAGCUGGUUCAGACAGGAGACACUCCUCAGCAAACAUUCCUGCUGUAAGAGAUGGAAAAACAUCUCCGUGCAGUCAAAUCUCUCAGGGUAAAUCCAAUGACACGAUGGACACCCAAAGCGGUACGGGUGUAGAACCACAUCUUUCAGCAAAUGCUCAACAAACAGGACAGAAUAACUGUGACGCCGCCAAACACUCCAACACGCUGAGCUCUGAACAACACGGAGACUCUGCUCUAAGCAGCCCACAGAAACACAGAGAGAAGAGGAAGCACUGCGACUCCUCUGGCUCAGACAAACGCAAACAUAAGAAGAGAAAACACUCCAAGGAUGCUCGCUUUGAAGGCCACCGCAUCUCUCACUUGGUAAAGAAAAGGAACUUUAAUAAAGAGGUCGGUGAAGAGAACGAGGCCGACAACCUGAAGAAAUCAGACGAUUACGUCUUGGCAAAGCUCUUCAGGAAAUCUGGUAUCCACAGUGUGAUGCAGCAUGACGCCAUCAUAGAGUCCUCCAACCCUGACUACGUCCUGGUGGAGGCCGAAGCUAACAGGGUGGCCAAAGACGCCAUGAGAGCACUAAAGGUUUCUCGCCAGAAGUGCAGGCUGCCGUUCAACAGACCCCCUCCUCCACCUGCAAGGAAACGGUUUGGACAAAAGAAGAAUUCUCUCCUGGUUGAUAAUUCAGUCAAAUCCGUCUCUACAUCAAGCAAAUGCAAGGAUGCUGCUAUUAUAAAGAAGUCUGUUUCAAAGAAGCCAGGAUCAGCAGCUCUUUUCAGCGGGGAGGCGGCAGAGAGCGAACCAAACUCCGCCCCGCUCUCCUCCUCCUCCCUGCUGGCCAAGAUGAGAGUCCGUAACCACGUCAGCCUGCCCUCCAGCCAAAGAGAUGAAGCGGGAGAAGAGGAGGAGACCGCCUCUGGAGCUGCAGGGCCGAGCUCCCCGGCUCCGCCCACAGAGCACGACGAGCUGCUGGUGGAUCUGCGUAACUUUGUAGCCUUCCAGGCGACUGUGGACGGAGAGGCCACAACUAAGGAAGUGCUGGAGUAUUUCAAACCGAGGCUGACCCAGAAUCAGGCGCCGGUAUUCAGAGAGCUGCUCAGGAGCAUUUGUGACUUCCACAGGACUUCUGGUCAGGAGGGGAUCUGGAGACUGAAGGAGGGCUUCCGCUGAGAGAUGCACAGACAAAAGAGGAGGAACAACUGAACUGUGACGCAUAUCUGAGGACUUGUAUUCCAUUAGACUGUAGUGCUCAGGCUAACAAUAAUUUACUUUUUACUUGUUUUUUGUAACUGUUUAACAAAAAUACAUCAGUCACUUUACAUCCAAACAGAUACUGUCAUUUUACUUCAACCAAUUUAACAAAUAUCUAUUAAUGGUAAAGGAAAGCCAUGCUGCAGUUUACUGCCAACUCAAAGAACUGUCCGUUUUCCAGGUUACUCAGUCUUAUAGAAAAAGUCUGUUUCAAUCUUUUUUUUUUUUCUGCUUCCAUGUUUGUUCUCCUUCAAGCAUUUUGUCAGUUCUUCUAUGUGUUGUCUGCAUCCUGUUACACUUGAAUUCACUUGAUUUAUUACUGUUCUACCCUGAAAAGGAUUUACUGACAUAUACAUGUUGUUGUUUUCCAAUUGUGUCGACUUAUAAGCUCACUGGAGAAGGCUGAGUAAAAUACUUUUAUAAAAUGUGACGGGAUGAAGUGUAUCAUUUUGUAAACAUGACCUUAUCACCACACGUUUUAGUGGAUUUUGUAAUAACUGACAUUUCUUGAAUUGUACGUACAAAUACGACGACGGUUUGGCAUUGUUUACAGAGUUGUGUUUUAAUGACCUACCUCCAGUUAUUUGUGUUGAAUCAGACAGAAGCUGAAGAGUUAUUCAGCUGCCAUGAUUUAAAAGAAAUAAAAUAAAAACUCGUGGUGCCGUUCUGUAUGAA